AUGGCCGGCAUGAUCAAUGGUGGUGGUGGCACAGAAGGUGGCACCCAAGGGAAACAUGAUGCCACCCAAGGUGGCACCCAUGACGGCCCUAUCUCCAUCGACGAGGUACACUUCUUUGAGGAGGAUCAACCUCAAGUUACGAAAGGAGCAUCCCAUCGGACCGGGAACUUCACCGAGCUUGAGGACGUGUGCCUUUGCGAGGCAUGGAGCGACCAGAGUGAGGACUCGCUCACGAAAAGGUGGGCGUGGAUCCAAGAGAAAAUUACCAAGUUCAACGCCACCUACGACAAGACGAAGAAGCGUAAGAUUGCCAAGGAGAAAAAAAGCUUCAACUUGGUCCUUUGUUGGAUGGCGCUCAAGGAUUUCCCUAAGUGGCACGACCUAUAUGCGUCAUAUGACGUCAACUCGUCCGGCGAGUCCCCCGCCACCGCCUCCUGCUCCCGCCUCGGAGUCACCUCCCCAGGCGCCGUCAGAGCCCGCGCUGACCCAGCGCAAAAGGCGCCUCCGCCGGCUCCUGCUUCCGCUCCCGCUCCUGCCUCGGGGUCGCCUCCCCAGGAUCCGCUGGCGGAACCCGCGCCGACCGACGCGCAGAAGGCGCUCUGCCCCAAGCCGGCGCCCCCUGCCGAGGACCCCCGUAAGAAGGAAGGAGCUCGUCACACCGCCACAUCCCUGCCGCCGACCGCUGCACUUGGAAGAACCAGAUCGAGACCAAGAGCCGAGACGGGAGACGCGACGCACACUGCCGUACCCCUCACCUCGCAGAACGCUUGCGAUCUGCGGCACUACGAGGCAACUGCAGGCCGGCCGGUUCCGAUGGCGUCUAGCGAUGGGGUGGCUCGGUCGGAUCCUGCGCGUGCCGCCGGCGCAUCGGCUCCUCCCUCGCCGGCGCAGCCAACCGUCGGGUCCAGGUUCUUCUGCCUAGCGGAGGACGAGGAUUCUGACGAGGAGACGCGGGAAACAGCGGAGGAGGCGGCGUGGUCGGUGCUAGGGCUAGAUCCUAUCGUGCAGCAGAUCGGGCGGUCGCUGGAAUUGUCCAAAGAGGAGGUGAGAGAUGACUUCUGGACAAAGAUCGGAUAUCCGACGUCUGAGUCCAGGGUAUGGUCAAGGUCUGCAUCGCCAGAGGUACGUUUUUCGUCGUGCAGGUCGUCGGAGCGAGCAAGAUCUGCGUCGCCGCCGCCGGGGGAGAAGGUCAAGAGGUCUGCGAUGAGGGCGGCGUCCUCGUCGCCCGUAGGCCUGCGGCUUUCCCGGAUGCCGCGGAUGAAGCCCUGGAGAGGCCCGCUUCCGCGUCGUCGAGUCACGCCGGCGCCUAUUUUUGGGGACUUCCUCGCUGCAGUUUCUGCACGUCGGCCGGCGGCGAUCGCGCCUUUGGAUCCUUCGUCGGGGUCUGCUACCUCCGUGGUGCUUGGGGCGUCUCCGACGCCGAGUCGCGUGGUGGUGGAGGCGACGCUGGCAGCUUCAUCUUCGGUGCCGGCCGAGGUACCGGCGGUGCGGCCGUUGAUCGCGGCAGGUCUCGAGCCGCGAUUCAAGCCAGCGGACGCGGCACUGGAGGCCUCCUCUAGUGGGCCGCAAGGUAGAUGGGCCUGGUUCGGUCGGGCCGUGAUGGCUGUGCAGAAGGCGCCUCGCUGCGUCCCUCACGACAACAGCAUACGAUCACGAGCGAUCGACCAGUUCUCCUAUCGUUCCAGAGACAUCUUCGCCGCCGCCGCUCGACCUCAAGCCGCCACCGUCGAACCAUCGUCGUCACCUGCAUCUACGCCAUCCCAAAGUGCGGGGCUGCGGCGAUCCUUCGCGCAAGUCGUCGUUGGGGUCUCCUCGUCCGUGGAGAUGGCCGGGGCUGCGCGGCCUCCUGCGUCUCCCGGGGUGAUCGCGGCGGGUCUCGAGCCGCGAUUCAAACCAGCGGACGCGGCACUGGAGGCCUCCUCUGGAGGGCCGCAAGGUAGAUGGGCCUGGUUCGGUCGGGCCGUGAUGGCUGUGCAGAAGGCGCCUCGCUGCGUCCCUCACAACAACAGCAUACGAUCACGGGCGGUCGGGCGCCGGAGUGUCGUGGUGCUGGAGGAGGUGCUGCCGACUUCGGAGCACGCUUCGCUGCCGCACCAUCUGGAUGCGGGGCAGCGGACCUUCAGGGUGAACGGACCCGUUAAGCCUGUGAUACCGCCUCCAUGGGCGGAGGGGCAAGCUGAUGGGACGAAGGGCGCUUCUUCUUCGACACCUUUUUUCCCCCGCGAUGGGGGACUCGCAUGGGGCUGCUGUGAUACAGGGGGCUACAUCACCUUCUACCCCUGUAUCGACGACCUCUUCUCCUUCACCGGCUAG
This is a messenger RNA of Lolium perenne, 2313 nucleotides long. Lineage: Eukaryota; Viridiplantae; Streptophyta; Magnoliopsida; Poales; Poaceae. The record is from RefSeq and is a predicted model, not a curated record.